Exophiala spinifera is the source of this 858-nucleotide messenger RNA. RefSeq lists its product as uncharacterized. The record is from RefSeq and is a predicted model, not a curated record. The transcript has a single exon. The coding region runs from base 1 to 858 and encodes 285 amino acids. Lineage: Eukaryota; Fungi; Ascomycota; Eurotiomycetes; Chaetothyriales; Herpotrichiellaceae.
AUGACGACGACGACGAACCCAUCGAGCACCUACACGCAGGGCUACUCCAGCCAGACUCUCGCAACCCAACAAUCUCGCACGGUUGGCUCCGAUGCUGCCUUUCUGUUCCCUCACAUCAAACAGACAGACCAUGUCCUCGACGUCGGCUGCGGCCCAGGGACCAUCACCACAGGCUUUGCCCAAUGUGCCAACGAAGGGAGGAUUGUCGGGGUUGACAUCUCGACGGACGUCGUAGGCAGGGCCAGAACACUGGCCGAGCAGGCCGGCAUUCCCACAGAAGGGCCUGGGUCCGUCGUCUUCGAGGAAGGCAACGUCCUCACAGGCCUCGCCUACGCAGACAAUACCUUCGACGUGGUGUUCUGCUGCCAGACACUCGGGUACAUGCCACCGCCAGAGACGCCGGUAAAAGCGCUCGCGGAGAUGAGACGGGUCUUGAAGCCCGGAGGAAUUCUGGCCGUGCGCGACACCAUCGAGCAGCAUUUUUAUCCGCGGACCGCGGACCUGGACCGACUCUGGGUGGGAAACUUCCGCCGGGCGGUGCUCAAGGAUCAUCCUGACGCCGACCUGUCGGCACCCCCCGUACCGGCCCUGUUUCGUCGCGCGGGUUUUGAUGUCGAUGGAGGCAAGGUUCGCAUCGGGACUGCAAGUACGACCAUCUCAGGAGCAGAGACUAGACAGAGACUUGCGAAGCGAGCCAAGAGCCAAUUGCAGCCCGGAGACCCCCUGUACCAGAAUUGGUUGGAUGCUGGCAUCACCGAAGAUGAGAUACAGCAGACCAUACGUGCCUCGAGACAAUGGGCCGAGACAGAGGACGCGUGGUAUGUGGCGCUGCAGUGCGAGACGCUGGCGUGGAAGUAG